UAUUGUUAUGUUAUCGAAUGUCGCGAGUUGCCAUUCAUACGCCUGAUUAAUGGCUCGUCUGAUCUUUGGAGCUGCUUGAAGCGCCUCAAGUAACUUCCUGGAAAGAGGGUCAUGUGAGGAGGAGGUGCUCUCGAACAUCGUGGUAGUGCAAGUUAUCCCGCCGCCAGAGUUGAUCUCGAAUUGCAAUGGAGGUGUCGUUUAGCGGGAAACGAGCCGUGGUGACGGGUGCUAGCCAAGGAAUAGGGAACGUAAUCGCACGAGAACUUGCAAAACGAGGAGCUACAGUAAUAGCUGUUGCUAGAUCUGCUGGCAAACUCGAGGAGCUGCAGGAACAGGUACCUAACAUCAUACCAGUUUGUGUUGACCUGGCUGAUUGGAAUGCAACCGAGGCAGCACUGUCCAAUGUUGGGCCAAUAGAUCUGCUGGUGAACAAUGCAGCUGUUGCCAUUCUGGAGCCUGUGGGAGAAAUCAAGCCAGAGUCUUUUGAUAUCUCCUUUGCCACAAAUGUGAAAGCUGCAAUUAAUGUGUCACAGCUCUGUGCCAAAUCAAUGAAAGAACGACGUGUAGCUGGUGCAAUAGUCAACGUCUCGAGCCAGGCGGGCAUUGCAGCCCUGGCAAACCAUGCUGUUUACUGUGCCAGUAAAGCAGCUUUGGAUCAGCUUACCCGAGUAAUGGCUCUUGAACUCGGGCCUCACAAGAUUCGAGUAAAUUCAGUGAACCCUACUGUGACGAACACUCCUAUGUCCUUGGUUGGCUGGAGUGACCCUCUCAAGGCUAGCAACAUGCGGUCCAAGAUCCCCCUAGGACGCUUUGCAGCCCCCUGUCGAGAGAUGUCGAGAGUGUGCGCGGUAUAUAUGUAGCAAGCUUCGUGCCUAAUAAACAGUUAACCAGAAGAGGUCUGUGAUGCAGUUUUGUAUCUGCUGAGUGAUCACUCCUCGAUGAUUACUGGAGCAGUGUUGCCAGUAGAUGGUGGUUACACAGCCUGCUGAUCCCAGCCUGAACUGUUAAUCUCAGACUCUGCUGCUGGAGUACAGGCUGUGAUUACACUUUGUGCCGAGGAAGAUGUUUCUGGCCACUAUGGUAUUAUCGAAACCAUGGAACUUGUCAAAAUAAAAUAUUUGAUUAAUUCUA
Dermacentor andersoni is the source of this 1131-nucleotide messenger RNA. RefSeq names its product L-xylulose reductase-like. The record is from RefSeq and is a predicted model, not a curated record. Gene Ontology annotation, biological process: glucose metabolic process; xylulose metabolic process. Gene Ontology annotation, molecular function: carbonyl reductase (NADPH) activity; L-xylulose reductase (NADPH) activity. NCBI's taxonomy places the organism in Eukaryota, Metazoa, Arthropoda, Arachnida, Ixodida, Ixodidae.